Molecule: messenger RNA, 639 nt
Organism: Elaeis guineensis (African oil palm)
Lineage: Eukaryota; Viridiplantae; Streptophyta; Magnoliopsida; Arecales; Arecaceae
Source: RefSeq, a predicted model, not a curated record
GAAGAUCGGGUGCGAGGGUUUCCGCGAUCUUCACUGAGAUGGCGUUGAAAACUAAAUCUGCGGUAGCUGGAGGUUGGUUGCUUCGGUCACUUCCAAGCUUUGAGCAACUUGGAGGCUACAAAACCUUCACUAGGCCCCCUUGUGGAUCUUCUUUCUAUUUGGGAACUUCCCAGCCAAUGAAUUCUUCCCAUGGCAACCGAGCCCUCCAUGCAAGUCGAGCCUUAUCCAAAUCCACCAAGGUUGUUUCAAACCGUCCAUUAUCACCACAUCUGCCUCUGAAGAAGCCACAGCUGAGUGCAACGUAUUCAAUUUCACAUCGUAUAUUUGGAGCUGCUGUAGCAUCCUCUAUUCUGUUAAUUCCUGCUGCUAUGAAGUUUAGCCUUUUGUAUGAUGUAUGAAAGCCAAUUUCUGAAGUCGCUUCUGAUAGAGCUUUUUCAAAAUCUGUUGAAACCAAAUAUUUGGAUCAGUUUGCAGAUGACUAUCCCAAAUAAUGGCAUUCGGACUGGCAUAGGUUCUUGUUUUAUUUGCAAAUAAUCAUCCAGAAUAAGUAGGAACCUGCUGGUGAAACCUAUUAAUUCUUCUAACUAUGUUUGCACUUUGGUGGUUAUACUUUUCAUAGUGUUUAAAUUAGAUUGUAUU